Paramecium sonneborni is the source of this 303-nucleotide messenger RNA. Lineage: Eukaryota; Ciliophora; Oligohymenophorea; Peniculida; Parameciidae. The record is from the annotation of a GenBank genome assembly.
AUGCAAUAGUGUUAGGUAAAUUUUCAGCCCAUAUACUAAAAUAAAGUUAGGUAAGUAUUAAUCAUUUUACAAUCAAUUCAAGUGAAGAAUUGUGGAUUUAAUAUUGAAAAACUAAAGAUAAUUUAGAGCAAAGCAUAUAUUCAAAAAUUGGAUGAAAUUCCAAUUUUUUCAAAUUUAAAUUAUAAAAUUGCAAUUUGCAGCUUAUGGAGAGAUGCACCAUUAAAAGAAUAAAUUAUUUUUUUUUCCAAGAUUAUUAGUUAGAUUUAAUGUUUAGUAAUCAAUCAAACCAGAGGAUAAAUGUGA